This is a messenger RNA of Pelagomonas calceolata, 1041 nucleotides long. Lineage: Eukaryota; Pelagophyceae; Pelagomonadales; Pelagomonadaceae. The record is from the annotation of a GenBank genome assembly.
GAUUUGCUCAGGAUCGCAACAGCUGUCUGUGUCCUGGCAUUCGUUUCAAGAACAGCCAAGAACAGCAAACAGUGCUGGUGCCAUCCCCAUCGACGUAGCGCAAGACUGUUAGACAAAGCUCACACACUGCAGCUGCCAGCUGGAGCGCCGCCGCUGCAAGCCCUCUACGAUGCGCUACCUAUGCCUCGUCGCACUGGCAUCAGCCCUCACGCCGCCGCCGACGCCGCGAGCCCUCCGGCCCGGCCCCGACGCGCGCCUCGAGACGCUCUCCGAGACGCCGCGCAUCUACCGCGUCGCGAACGCAUUAGAUAGAGCCACCUGCGAGGCGCUGAUCGCGUCCGAGGCUGCGUCACAAAUGACGACGUCGAACGCGCCGGCCGCGCAAUUGGACCCGGAGAAAUUGACGCUGCUCGCGCCGCUCAUUUUGCUGGCGCCGCUGCCACGGGUCGUCGGCGCGCUCAUGAAUGGUGAUGAUCUCCUGGCCGCGGCGCUGCCGCCCUUGAUUGGCGCGACGGCCGUCGCCGCCGCGCUGGCGUACCUCGCCCUGAAACUCGCCGACGCCUCGGCUUCCGGAAGGCGCACGAGCGGGGCCGCGCAGCUCGAUGCGACGCUGGGCGGCGAGGUGGCGCGAACAAUCGCAGACCUCAUGGAGACGACGCCCGCGCACUUCGAGGCGCCGGUCCUGACGCGCUACCAGGAAGGUGAAAAAUUCGCUUUGCACGGCGACGCUUCGGCGACGCGGGGCGCGGAGUGGGCCGACGAGGGUGGCCAGCGCGUGGCGACGUGUAUCCUCUACCUCAACGACGUCCCCGAGGGCGGCCGCACGGUAUUUGAUCAGGCCGGCAUUUCCGUGGCGCCGCGGCAGGGCGACGCGUGCGUCUUCUUCCCGUCGCACCACGCGUCCAAAGAACCGGACCCGCUCACGACGCACUACUCGGACGCGGCCGUCGACGAAAAGUGGAUCGUCCAGGUCUUCGAGCGGGAACGGAGGGUGCCGCCGCCGCUGGGGUUGCCGGACGAGGCGAUACGAUCACGCUAAGA